Molecule: messenger RNA, 2214 nt
Organism: Poecilia reticulata (guppy)
Lineage: Eukaryota; Metazoa; Chordata; Actinopteri; Cyprinodontiformes; Poeciliidae
Source: RefSeq, a predicted model, not a curated record
GGCCACACUCAACUUUUCAAGCAGCUUCCAUGUCUCUCUAGGGCAAAAGUCAGAUUGUUUGCAUUGUUUUCCUGUUUUGUUUUUUUUUUAAUUGAAACCAUUGUUGCCUAUCAAUUGCCGUGGUUACAGUCACUAGAUGGUGCUAAAGGAGAAUCCGUUGGGACAGAUAGCUGGUGUUUAUUUGUAAUUUGCUGAACCGUUGUCAUGGUAAACAAACAUUUCCCUUGCCAGAUUGCAAUCAGUUUCUCUUCUGAGUUUUUUUUUUGUCAGAUCAUGGAAACGAAAGUAACCGGUAAAGUGUUUAUAUGCAGAUUUGUCGAGUUACGUCAUUUAAAAACACAUUUCCUGGGAUAUUGACUGAGAUUAAUUCCGAGUUUGUUGUACCAAAAAGUUGAUAACCUGUGUUAGAACUAAUUAAAUGUCCUUGGAUAUUUAAUCAACAUUGUAGCUCCUCCUGGGUGUUAUCAGAAGAAUAAAUCCAUCCCACACAGCGAGAGAUCAGGUGAUCUGAUAAUCCCCUCCUGAGCUCCACAUGCAGGACAGACGCUCAGCUCAGCAGCCUUCCUGAGCAGAAGAGGCUUUCAACCAGGUUAAACUUUUACAAUGGAGAAACUGAGGUCUAGUUCACCCGCUCUCUGUCUGGAUCUGAACCACUCUGAACCGCCUGGAGCUGGUAAGAGCAGCUGCGUCAUAACAAGUCCCCACUCACUGGAGUCCAGGACUCAGCCAGGUAUUAAACCGGUUCAGCUGCUAAUUAGGUCUCUGAACGAGCUGAUUGCAGGGCAGCAGGCUGCGCCUCAUGAGGCCAUGAGGACUCUGCAUGAAUCCUACGAGAAGGAACGAUCGAAGCUUUUCCCUGUGCCUGUGUGCAGCAAGGAGCAGGAGAGAAUUAUUCAAGCCGAAAGGAGCAGAUGGCCGAGAAGUAAUGCAGCCUCGAGCUCUGCAGUUGUAAAGAAGAGAGACCCCGAGAGAAGCACAAUCAGCAGCUUCAGCCUGGGAGAUCUGAGAUACUCUCCGUCUGCUGAGAGGAAACUGCAGAAGAUCACCUCAGAAAUCAAGAGGAAGACAUGCAUCACCGUGCCAGAGAGGGAUCGCAAGAUAGCAGCUCUGAUGCUGGUCAAGCAUCAGAAGGAGCAGGAGCGCCUGAAGCUCUGUCUGCAGGAGGAACAGGAACGGCAGGAGGCCCGCAGGAAGGAGGAGGCCAGGCAGGCCCAAGCAGAAAAAGAACGAAGGAGGAGGCUUAAGCAGAGGAUGAAACACUGGCACACGGAGCUGGAGGCCCGCAGGCGGCUGAGGCUGCGGCUGGAGCAGGAGAAAGCAGCACAGCUCCAGCAGGAGAUGCUGCUCCAGGAAAACCGAUGGAGAAAGCUGAAGGAAGUGGUUGAGGUACAACGCAGAGAGAAGCUGGAGGCUGCUCUGAAACAGACAGAGGAGCGUAAAAAAUACCAAGAGAGACUGCUUAGGGAGAAGAUGGAGCUGGAGAAAAGGGAACUUGAGAAGGAGAAGCAGGCGGCAGAAGUGAAGAAGGAGAAGGCCUGGAGGACCAGAGAGCUGCAGGAGAAGAGGGAGCGGAAACGGCUGCAGGAGGAGAAUCACAGAGAGAUGCUGCGUCACAUCCUGCUUAAGAGGCAAGAGGAGCAGAAGAUGGCGGAAGAUGAAGAGCAGAAGAGGAACUUGCUGGAGAAGAAGCUGCAGCGUUCCUCCGAGAAACGAGCCAGAGCUGCGGAGGCACAGCACAGGCGGCUGCGGGAGCGUGCUGCCCAGCAGGACGUCCAGGUCCAAAGAGCACAGCUGAGGGCCAAGCUGCAGAGGGUCCAGGAGCUCACGCACAAGCAGAUCCUGGUCCAGCAGAGCCAGCGUCGCAUGGAGAGAGCCGCCAAGAACGCCUCGGCGCUGCGCAGGAGCCGCUCUCAGCAGAGACGAGACCAGAGCAGACACAGACAGGUCUGCCACCAGCAGCUGAGUGAGAAGAUCCAGAGAGAGGCGGAGGCCAGCAGGAGACUCAGAGAGAACUACGUCUGCGUGAAAGAGGGGAAGAGAGAGAGGCUGCAAAAACUGAAGGAGCAGAUUCAGGAGGAGGCGCGGAGGCUGGUGCAGGCCUCCUUUCACUUGAGGGACAGGGUCAGGCAGCAGACACACAACCAGACCUUCCACCAGAUGGCCCUGGACGCUCAGCUGACUGCCUCCAUGAGCAGAAUAAAACUCUAAAACAAC